Elephantulus edwardii (Cape elephant shrew) is the source of this 914-nucleotide messenger RNA. It is a transcript of the gene STX11, whose product is annotated as syntaxin 11. Gene Ontology annotation, molecular function: SNARE binding; SNAP receptor activity. Lineage: Eukaryota; Metazoa; Chordata; Mammalia; Macroscelidea; Macroscelididae. Gene Ontology annotation, cellular component: presynaptic active zone membrane; SNARE complex; endomembrane system. Bases 3 to 866 code for a protein of 287 amino acids. The record is from RefSeq and is a predicted model, not a curated record. The transcript has a single exon. Gene Ontology annotation, biological process: exocytosis; synaptic vesicle fusion to presynaptic active zone membrane; intracellular protein transport.
AAAUGAAGGACCGGCUAGGAGAACUUCUGGAGUAUUCUAAACACUAUGACCGGCAGUUCCCGGAUGGAGACGAUGACAUUGACUCGCCCCAUGAGGACAUCGUGUUUGAGACGGACCACCUGCUGGAGUCCUUGUACCGGGACAUCCAGGAGUUGCAGACUGAAAACCACCACCUGAUGGCCGACGUGAAGCGGCUGGGGAAGCAGAACACCCGCUUCCUCACGUCCAUGCGGCGCCUCAGCAGCAUCAAGCGCGACACCAACUCCAUCGCCAAGGACAUCAAGGCGCGGGGCGAGGCCAUCCACCGCAAGCUGCGCUCCAUGAAAGCGCUGAGCGAGGCGGCAGAGGCCCAGCACGGCGCCAACUCGGCUGUGGCGCGCAUCGCGCGGGCGCAGUACAGCGCGCUCACCCGCGCCUUCCAGAGCGCCAUGCACGAGUACAACCAGGCCGAGAUGAAGCAGCGCGCCAACUGCAAGAUCCGCAUCCAGCGCCAGCUCGAGAUCAUGGGCAAGGACGUGUCGGGCGACCAGAUUGAGGACAUGUUCGAGCAGGGCAAGUGGGACGUGUUCUCCGAGAACCUGCUGGCCGACGUGAAGGGCGCGCGCGCGGCGCUCAACGAGAUCGAGAGCCGCCACCGCGAGCUGCUGCGCCUGGAGAGCCGCAUCCGCGACGUGCACGAGCUCUUCCUGCAGAUGGCCACGCUGGUGGAGGAGCAGGCCGACACGCUCAACGUCAUCGAGCUCAACGUGCUCCAGACCCUCGACUACACAGGCGAGGCCAAGGCGCAUGUGCGCAAGGCGGUGCAGUACAAGAAGAAGAACCCCUGCCGGGCCAUCUGCUGCUUCUGCUGCCCGUGCCUCGACUAGCGCGGGCCGGGGCCACCCCAGCCCUAAAACCCGCGGCAAGCACGAGUG